AUGGAGUCCAACCAGGAAUCCUCACUCUUCCUGGUGAAGAUCUUGGAGGAGUUGGACACGAAGCAGAAUACUGUUUCUUACCAGGACCUCUGCAAGUCCCUGUGUGCAAGGUUUGAUUUAUCCCAGUUGGCCAAGCUCAGAAGCGUGCUCUUUUACACCGCUUGCCUGGAUCCUAAUUUCCCAGCGACUUUGUUCAAAGACAAAAUGAGAUGCACUGUAAACAAUCAGCAAUCAAAGAAAAUCAUGGUUGCAGCAGAUAUAGUAACAAUAUUCAACCUCAUCCAGAUGAAUGGGGGAGUGGCCAAGGAGAAGCUUCCAGUUGCAAGGCAGAAAGUGAAGAAGAAAGAAUCCUUCGAGUCCUGUAGGUCCGACACAGAAAUCUGCAACGUGGCAGACUGCGUGCCCAACUGCGAGCUGAAUGAGCAGGACUUCAGCAGGGGCUUUCCAGUCAGGAGGGCUUCAAAAUGCAGAAAGAUGGACUGCAAAGACUGCCAACAGUUUGUCCCCUCCUCAGAACCCAACUUUUUGCUGGGUGUGAAUAAGGAGAUGAAGGGCAGGGCUGCCUCUCUGGACAGGCUGCAGGCGCUGGCGUCCUACUCCAUCGCCACGUCUCCGCCGUGCGAGAUGCAGAGCACCUACUUCCCCAUGAACAUUGAAAAUGAAUCCAUUUCAGACCAGGACUCCUUGCCUAUAAGUGCAGGCAUAAAAGAAACUUUCAUUGCAAAUGACGAACCCUUUGUGAUGCAGUCAUGUGUCCAGAAAAGGAAUAUAUUCAAAGAAGAUUUUCAUAAUCUGAUUACAAUAUCUCCCCACUUAAUACCCUCCAACAAAAAGCCAGAAGAUGGACACAGGGAGCCUCAGAACAGGAAAGAAAGCUCUAAGCAGGCUUUCUUCAACCACAGCUUUGAAAUGCCAUACAGCAGUCAGUACUUGAAUCCAGUUUAUUCUCCUAUACCAGACAAAAGACGAGUGAAGCAUGAAAGUUUAGAUGAUCUUCAAGCUUCCACGUAUUUCGGCCCAACUACUAUUCUUGGGCCUCAGGACACCAAAAAGUGGAGUGGGAAGCCCACCAAGCAGACUGCCUGGCCAGCUAAGAGCUGGAGCUUAAACACAGAAGAGGUACCUGACUUUGAACGGUCGUUUUUCAACAGGAAGCAGUCUGAAGAGAAGCCGCGGUACCAGCCUUCCAACAGCCCUUCUCCGAACUUCCCUUCGGCUGACCGGCACCAGUCCUACCUAAACACGAAGGAUCAGCAGCCAAUCAUGCAGGCCAACUACGCUGUGAAGCCCAACGGGCAUAAAGCCAAGGAAAUUCCUUCCAUUCUAGAUGUGGAGAAGCAUGAGCCCAUCAAAAAGUUUAAGGAUAAAAGCAUUAAUUGCACUUCCGUUCAGAUCCUGAGCAUUGACAGGACCACAAGCGUCGGGACGCAAACGGAGCAGCAAGCCCUGGAGCACAAGAAGUGCAAGGAUUUGUGUGGAGCUGGCCAAGGCAAGUACGGAGAGAGGCACUCCCUGAAGCACUCGGAUGAUGACUCUGAAAUUGUGAGCGAUGACAUUAGUGACAUCUUCCGGUUUCUGGAUGACAUGAGCAUCAGCGGGUCCACAGGAGUGAUGCAGUCUUCGUGCUACAACAGCACCGGCUCCUUGUCCCAGGUGCACAAAUCAGACUGUGAGAGCUCACCCGAGCACAACUUGACCAAAAUCUCCAACGGGAAUGCCUGUGGCAAACUGGAGAAAGUGGCCCGGGCAGAGCUCAGCGGCACAGAUGAUGAACUGAAAACGAGCGUCUGCAAAUUGGUUUUGAGGAUUGGCGAGAUAGAGAAGAAGCUGGAAUCUCUCAGUGGUGUCCGGGAAGAAAUCUCACAAGUCCUGGGAAAACUGAGCAAGCUGGACCAAAAGAUCCAGCAGCCAGAGAAGGUCAGUGUGCAGAUAGACCUCAAUUCUCUGACGAGCGAUGCUGCGUCGGACGAGAGCAACUCCCCUCAGAUCUUUCAGUGCCACAACGCUCCCCAUGCAGGCAAACUGGAGAACAAUCCCGAAUGGUGCUGUUCGGAUGCCAGUGGGAGUAACAGCGAGAGCCUUCGAGUAAAAGCCUUAAAAAAAAGUUUGUUUACUAGGAGAUCCUCGAGGUCCUUAACGGAGGAAAACAGCGCCACCGAAUCCAAAAUCGCCAGCAUUUCCAACUCGCCCCGAGACUGGAGAGCUAUCACUUACACCAACCAAGCUGGCAUCACGGAAGAGGAGAUGAAAGAAAGAGAUGGAGGAGAAAAUAAGGACUGGCACAGGAAGUCUAAAGAGGCAGACAGGCAAUACGAAAUCCCACAGCCACAUAGACUCUCUAAGCAACCAAAAGAUGCUUUCUUGAUUGAACAAGUCUUUAGUCCUCAUCCCUACCCUGCAUCCCUCAAGUCACACAUGAAAAGCAACCCUCUCUACACGGACAUGAGGUUGACAGAGCUGGCUGAAGUGAAACGUGCCCAACCGUCCUGGACCAUAGAGGAAUACACAAGGAAUUCGGGGGAUAAAGGCAAGAUUGCAGCACUGGAUCUACAAACUCAAGAAUCUUUAAACCCCAACAACUUAGAAUACUGGAUGGAAGACAUUUAUACUCCUGGCUACGAUUCCUUAUUAAAACGCAAAGAAGCUGAGUUCAGAAGAGCAAAGGUUUGCAAGAUAGCUGCCCUGAUAGCAGCAGCAGCUUGUACAGUGAUCCUGGUGAUUGUGGUGCCCAUUUGUACCAUGAAAUCCUGA
Molecule: messenger RNA, 2751 nt
Organism: Indicator indicator
Lineage: Eukaryota; Metazoa; Chordata; Aves; Piciformes; Indicatoridae
Gene: MINAR1
Product: membrane integral NOTCH2 associated receptor 1
Exons: 3
Coding region: 1-2751 (916 amino acids)
Biological process (GO): negative regulation of TOR signaling; negative regulation of cell population proliferation
Cellular component (GO): plasma membrane
Source: RefSeq, a predicted model, not a curated record